Molecule: messenger RNA, 3711 nt
Organism: Sclerotinia trifoliorum
Lineage: Eukaryota; Fungi; Ascomycota; Leotiomycetes; Helotiales; Sclerotiniaceae
Source: the annotation of a GenBank genome assembly
AUUUUCGGCUUGGAUGCUUCAACUUACCUCUCCUGCAACUUUAACAAACCAUACCUACUCAUCCAUAACCCUGUGAACUCAACAACAUUAUAUUGUCGUACUUAAAUUUACAUUCCGCUCAACAUUCCGAGACUUAACUGUCGUCUAACAUAAUUCCCAGGUUCUUAAAGCUGAGAACUUAUUCUUUCUCUUGGAUAACCACUGUGUUUCCAUUCAUCAUUGUCUCGGUAAGUCUAAGCACUUCAAUUCUAUUCUUAUUUGAAAAUCAUCCACUAUACUAUAUCAUUAUCUUGUGCGGAUCAAGUAGAUUCAAAGACCUUUACAGAUAUAAUUGUCUUAUACUAUUGUACCAAAGAAUCCAAAGAACUUGUGCCUCCAUAUUGUCACUCAUAGGUAUGGUCACAUGAUCCUUUAUUCUCUUGACUUACUGAUUCACUUCGACCAUAAGUCAUCGUGGAUUAUCAAAGAUAAAGUGCUGCGGGGAUCUAUUCAUCAAUGAAUAUUUAUGGCUCAUCAAAUCAAUCAUACAUCUCAUCCUUUGGCAGUCAUCAUAUCCCCUGUUGUAGUGUACUGGAUCCAUCCACAAGAUCCAGCUUUACUUUCCUAUGAUCAUAUUGCUCAAUUAUUUUGUACUUGACAAAAUUUGAUUUCUCUAUCAUUUUGCUUCUGCAUAAAGAUUUAGUAAUCUUCUGACGACUCAUAGUUUCUUAGCCUGUACCAGAGAGAUCCUCUAUUUUCACGGUAUCACCAAAGACCACGGUAUUUCAUUCUUGCAGACUCUCCUAGCUGAUAUAUUAAAACUGCCCUUUUUUUAAAUUAAAAUCGCAGCCCCGUGGCUACAUUUGUUUCGGGAAACUCAUUUCCGAUACCUACUGAGCAUCGGUUCUGUUAACGAAUCGGUCAGCUAGUAAUGGACUCACUCGAACCUCCAUUGCUGCAACCGAGCAGCGAUUUGGUUAUGCAGCUACAUGAUAAUCUCCAUGGGACAGGCAUUAACGGGAUGUUGCCAAACGGCAACGAAAAUGUUUUUGUUGACCCUAGAGUCUUAAUCUCUACAGAAGAUGUAGAGAUUGCCUAUGAUGAUCUUGAAGCCGAGGAUGAGAUGGACUCGUCAUCAUCAGAGGAUACAAAGAUUAUAGCUACUCCACGCCAAGCAUAUCUACCUACAGGGUGUUGUUAUGACGAUCGAAUGAAGUUGCACGCCACCGGGGACUUCUCAGAUAAUACGCCGCAUCCAGAAGAUCCUCGACGAAUAGAAGCAAUAAUGAGGAUAUUCAAAGAGGCUGGCUUGCUAUACACUGGUAGUCCAGAAGAUGCUGAUAGGAUCCUCAAGGAGUCACCUACAAAGUACAUGUUACGUAUUCCAGCCAGAGUAGCAAGCAAAGACGAAAUUUGUACGGUGCAUUAUGCAGGACACUUUGAAUGGGUUGAGUCUUUAGCAAAGAAAACAUCCGAAGAUUUGCGUGAGCUAAAUAAGAUAAUGGAUGCCGGUCGAAAGUCCCUAUACGUUGGACUUUGUACUUUUGAAGCUGCCUUAAUCUCCGCGGGUGGUGCCAUAGAAACUUGCAAAAAUGUUGUCGAGGGACAUGUAAAAAAUGCCAUUGCCGUCAUUCGACCACCUGGACAUCAUGCAGAAGCGAACGAGUCGCUAGGGUUUUGUGUUUUCAAUAACGUACCUGUCGCUGCUAAAAUCUGUAUGCUCGAUUAUCCGAAGUUAUGUAGGAAGGUAUUAAUUCUGGAUUGGGAUAUUCAUCACGGAAAUGGCACUCAGAACAUGUUCUAUGAAGAUCCAAACGUCUUAUACAUUUCGCUUCAUGUGUACGAAAAUGGAAAUUUUUAUCCAGGCCAACCUGACGAUCCUGAUCUUCCCGAUGGAGGGAUUGAUAAGGUUGGGACUGGAGCCGGCAUAGGCAAGAAUGUCAAUAUUGGUUGGCCCAGUCAGGGCAUGGGAGAUGGAGAAUACAUGGCAGCUUUUCAAAAGAUCGUCAUGCCAAUCGCCCAAGAGUUUGAUCCGGAUCUUGUCAUUAUAUCAGCGGGAUUUGACGCUGCUGCGGGAGAUGAACUUGGAGGAUGUUUUGUAACACCAGGCUGCUACUCUCACAUGACACAUAUGCUCAUGUCCCUAGCAGGUGGCAAAGUGGCUGUUUGCCUUGAGGGAGGUUAUAAUCUAAAGGCAAUUUCACGGUCCGCUCUUGCAGUGGCUAAAACUUUAAUGGGAGAACCACCAAUUAGACAACCAAUUCCACCAUUGAAUAGAGUCGCCGCCGAGGUCUUCGAAGAAGUCAAGUACUAUCAAUCUCCAUAUUGGGAAUGUAUGAGAUCUGGAGUCAUUGACUACAAGGAAGCAAAAUUUAAAGGAGCCAUCCGUCUGGAUGAUAUUGUUCGGAAUUACCAGAGUAAUGUACUAAGUAAGAACUAUCAGAUGGUUUCCCUGUGGGUUCAACGACAUCAACUCGCAAGAUCAUUUGAUCAUCAAGUUAUGGUCACUCCGUAUAUAAAAUCUGCGACGAAGAUAUUGUUAAUCGUCCAUGAUCCGUAAGCUCCAUCUUUUUUUUUUUCACGAUGUCCGUUAAUUAUCAUUUAGCCCGGAGCUACUGGCUACUCCCGAUCCACUUACAGCUAAAGUCGAGUUGCAUAACUCCUAUCUUGUAAGCCUUUCCCUUUCAUGCUCAAAGAACGCCUUAUUCAGCUAACCAAUUUAGGUCGACCCAGUCACUGAAUAUAUCGGCUGGGCCAUUGAAAAUAAAAUUGGUGUGAUGGAUAUUAACAUCCCACUGAAUACGGAAAUCUUUCCCCCUGCCACCGGUGGUUAUCAUCCUCGCUCGGGUAUCUUCGAACUUGAAAGUCAAAUACAAGAUUUGGUUGGCUAUAUCUGGGACAAUUUUAUUCAACUUUAUGAUUCGGAUAACAUCAUACUUAUGGGAGUUGGCGAUUCUUACCUCGGUAUUAAACAGUUACUCACCACCAGAGAUUGCCGCCCUCGUAUCGCAGGUGUACUAGCCUUUAUAACUGGUAGUCUUCGACCGGUCAAGAGCGAAACGGAUUCAACUCUGAGUAGUUGGUACAAGUCAAAUAGUGAAAUUUACGUUGCUGAUAAACAUGCCUGCUGGAAUGACGAGGAAAGUAUUAGAAAGGUAAGGAAGCAGCGCUUUGGGAAUGUGGUGCGUAGUGAGGAGACGGGUUUGGUGAAAAUGUUACAGAGGCAUCAAUCGAGUGCAAAGUCGUGGAUGUUAGGGAAGUUUGAGGAAAAAGCGAAGGAUGAUGAGGUGAUGACGAUGGAAGAUGAGAUUUCGGUGACCGACGUCGAUGGUGCUAAGAAAUUGGCGACGGGGGAUAUGCAAUUGAUGUGAUCGGGUUGGGCCUGAGAUAUACAGUUUGUGAGUCUGGAAGGGCGGGGACGUAUGUGCGGAUAUGAGCCAGUUCAACUGAGAGGUCAGGAAGAACUCGCAGUAGUUAUCAAGUUUGGUCAAAUGGAUAGGUACAGCCAUGUAGAAAGACUAGACUUUUCGAAACACGCAAUGCUAUUGGCCAUUGCAUCCCUUCAGGGGAUUUCUAGCUACUAUGGCCAACACAAGUUAGUUCAAAGGAUCGUCGUAUAUAUUCCUUUUUUUUACUUGAUUUGAAAGCGAUGCGCUCCAUAGGAAUACAUUCUUUGAAUGCAUAGUAUCAGGGAUUUAAUUAUUUUAGGUUGGGAAUGGAUGAGGGUUUCAC